UACGAUUCGAAGCCCAUACUCUUCAGUCUACUGAUGAAUCUUUAGGGCUCGACAACGAUGUUCUCCUUCACACCUUCGAAACUUAAAUGGUUACUUUUGUGCUUUCUCGCCGUAAUCGUUACACUUAGUUUGCUGAGUCGAAAUGCAAAUGUUAAAAACCGCGAAUAUAAAUCUAAUGAAGUUCAUAGACAAAACUAUAAAAAUCAAUUGCGAGCGGAGUCCGAUUAUGAGGAUAGUGAUAUUGGCAUCUUUGUUGAAGGAACUUCAACGUUCUUGGAAAAUAGCGAAAGCGAUGUUGUUUCGGUGCCCUUGCAGAAAUACUUUGUGGAGACCGCCAAGUGCAAGAUUCCUUACAUAGAUCCCUUCGAGCCGGCGGCCAUGGCCGUUUUUCGUCCAGAAAAAUUCGAGGUCUGCUCCAACGAUACUGCUCUGGUGACCCCAGUCUAUGAUGUCAUACGCAAACGGUAUGUUCUGCGUAUCGAUGAGAACCUUGCUACCCGGCUACUGAAUUCCAGUGAAACUGAGUACAACUGUCAUUACCAAGAGAUAAUACGCGAUAAGAACCACGACAGUUUUGACAGAAAAGAUCGAAAAUAUUUUUCACAGAAUUUCGAGGUGCCAUUACACGUGCAAGGCCUUAUAGUGGAAUGCCAUCGACUUGGGAACGACUCCGAUAUUCUUCAGAGUGAUGCAUAUAUCCUGAUACAGCAUAAAUCGCCUCCGCUUGGUGUAUCCUUGGAGCCGGCAAAGAGGAAGCCGAGUGUCCUUAUGUUCGGCAUAGACAGCCUAUCGCGUAUCAAUCUGCGACGCACCAUGCCGAAAGUCUACAGUUUCCUUACGGGUAGUGGAUGGUACGAAAUGCAGGGUUACAAUAAGAUAGGAGACAAUACGUUCCCGAAUCUUAUGGCCAUAUUGACUGGCUACGAUCCUGAUUCGGCGUUGAUGAAUGUUUGCGAUUGGCAUGACAAAGGCUGUUUGGAUGAAACUCCUUUUGUAUGGAAGUACUUUAAGAACGCAAGCUACUUGACUGCCUAUGCUGAGGAUGAGACUAAUAUUGGAACUUUCAAUUACUUUAAGCCCGGCUUCGUGGAUCAGCCCACUGACUAUUACGGACGACCCAACUACAAGUCCUUUGAGUCGGGCCUAAAAACUUGGAAGUGCGACGGCUGCUCCAUGAAAUACUGCAUUGGUCGCCGCAUAACCAGCAGUUAUGUGUACGACAUGGCCAAGGAAUUCGCCCGGCGAUAUGUUGCCAAGCAACCAAUUUGGGGGUUGUUUUGGUCCAACAGCUUCAGCCACGACAGCUUCCAGAUGCCCUCAAAAAUGGAGGACUAUGUGCUGCAGUAUUUACUGGACUUUGAGGACGAUGGAGUUUUCGAGCAUAGCAUUAUGAUAUUCAUGUCGGAUCACGGAUCACGGUUUGGUAAAAUUAUGUCCUUACCCAGCGGAUUCCUGGAGGAGCGUCUCCCAACGAUGUUUAUUUACCUUCCGCCUUGGUUUCGGUCUCAAUAUCCGGAGUACGCUAACGCCCUUGAGGUGAACGUGAACCGAUUGUCUUCAAACUAUGAUCUGCACAAUACUUUGAAACAUAUUAUCGAGCUGGGAAGUCCUGACGAGCCCCAACUACCUCAGGCGCACGAUUGCCCCAAAUGCCAAUCUUUGUUCAAACCAUUACCUGAACUGCGCGUUUGUGAGGAUGCCGGAAUCCCAGAGCAUUAUUGCACCUGUGUUCCCUACCAGAGGAUUAAGAGCGGCUGGGCGGAUCGGAUUGCGCCCCUGGUGAUUAAAAAGAUCAAUGAGUACUUGGAUAACAGGAACAUCAGUGACAUUUGCUCAACACUCACACUUAGUUAUAUUCACAAAACCGAGAUUAAAGUCGAUCUGGACGAUAACUUUCAUGACCUCAAUCGCAUACGGGAUGUGGCCUUUUAUCGGACGAAGUUUAAGGUCAAACAGAACUCUGCGGACUUCGAGACCACUCUCGUAUUCAAUAAUAAAACGGAAACCGUUGAGGUCGAUGUACCAAAAAUUAGUCGCACCGACUCAUAUGAAAAAGUGUCGACCUGUGUCGAAGAUAAGACAGAUAAGAUGUAUUGCAUUUGCAAAAGUGCUAUAACAGACCAAUGAAUUUAAUUAAUAACUUAGAACAUUUAAAAGGUCCAAGUGCACAGUGUGUAAAUUAGAAAUAUUAGGAAGAAAUAGAAUUGAAUUUCAUUAGUUUUUAUAACACUAGGUAUCAUCAAUUAAUUUUAAUUGAAACUAGGAUG
Drosophila ananassae is the source of this 2267-nucleotide messenger RNA. RefSeq lists its product as uncharacterized. NCBI's taxonomy places the organism in Eukaryota, Metazoa, Arthropoda, Insecta, Diptera, Drosophilidae. The record is from RefSeq and is a predicted model, not a curated record. The transcript is spliced from 3 exons. Bases 58 to 2127 code for a protein of 689 amino acids.